Messenger RNA from Hemiscyllium ocellatum (epaulette shark), 2533 nucleotides. It is a transcript of the gene pnkd, whose product is annotated as PNKD metallo-beta-lactamase domain containing. Gene Ontology annotation, cellular component: mitochondrion. Lineage: Eukaryota; Metazoa; Chordata; Chondrichthyes; Orectolobiformes; Hemiscylliidae. The record is from RefSeq and is a predicted model, not a curated record. The transcript is spliced from 9 exons. Gene Ontology annotation, molecular function: hydroxyacylglutathione hydrolase activity. Bases 132 to 1088 code for a protein of 318 amino acids.
UGCUGAGCCAGGCGCUAACUUGCGGCCUGGCGGGGCUGGCGAUUGGGGUUCCGUUGUUGCUGUUAGUGUUGGUUUCGUUGCGGUGGCCGGCCGCUGGUUUUCGCUGCUGGCUGGGCUUUCCGAGGCGGCUGAUGGCUCGCACCGAGAAGCCGCUGUUUAGGAUCGCGUACACACUAUAUACAAGGACAAGACUAGGGUACAUCUUUCACAAGAAACAGUUGAAGAAGACUCGAGAUCAUUAUCCUAGUGGCCAUUCCAUUGUCUGUCCUAAAAUCAUUAAUGGUGUGAAAAUUCUUCCGGUCCCGAUACUGACAGACAACUAUGGAUACCUGAUCAUUGACUUGGACACAAAUGUUGCUGUGGCUGUUGAUCCUUCUGACCCACUAAUAAUCCAGACACAUCUUGAACAGGAGGGUGCGACUUUGGAAGCAAUUCUCACAACACACAAGCACUGGGAUCACAGUGGUGGGAACAAGGUACUGAAGAAAAUCUACAAAUCUUGUAGGGUGUAUGGUACAUCCAGAGAUAACAUUCCUGGACUCACAAAUCCCAUUCUAGAUAAAGAGACGAUCAAAGUGGGAAACUUGCGAUUUCAUGCCUUCUUAACCCCUGGUCAUACAGUGGGUCAUGUGAUCUACGUCUUGGAGGGAAACCUUCCCAGCAUUCCUGCUUGCCUCUUCUCUGGUGACUUGAUUUUCCUCUCCGGCUGUGGUCGUAUUUUUGAGGGGAGCUCCUCGUUGAUGCUGUCCUCGCUGGACAUUGUGGCUGCACUGGGGGAUGAGACGCUGCUAUGGCCAGGCCAUGAAUAUGCACAAGAUAACCUGCUGUUUGCUACUUCAGUUGAACCAAACAAUCCUGCUAUCUUCAACAAACUCGACUGGGUACUGCACCAGAGGCACGAGAAACAUUGCACAUGCCCUUCGACAAUCGGAGAAGAGAAAGAAUACAAUCCUUUUUUGCGAACUCACUCCAGCGAUUUACACGAAGCCCUUGGGGUGGAGCGGCAACUUGAUGAAGACUGGACUUGCUUCAGAUCCAGGGUCCUGGAGGAGGUCCGCAAGCGGAAAGAUAUUUUCAAUUAUAGAUAGCAUUCCAAAAAGACAACUUUCUCUCCCUAUUGCUGUCACUUUUUCUGUUUCCUUUUGCCUUUACUCUUUUCUCCUCUUUUUCCCUCUCUCAAUGAACUCAGAAUCAGUCUGUUUUCCUCUGCUUUCUUCUGCUCAGUUCCUAGCCCUCUAUCCUUCUCUCUUUUUCUGCUCUCUUCUCUUUGUCCUCCACAAUUCUCCAUUCCUCUUUGUACAAGAAGUUUCAACAACAUGCAUCUAAGUAUCAUUGGUGCGAAGAACAAUCCAGAAGACUGCAUGAGACCCAGAACCAUGCUGGUUGGGUCUAGCCCUUUUGUGAUUGUUGUUGUCGAUUAUUAAUCAGGGGACCUUUUGCUAUCAGCUAGUUCCCUCUAUAGUGUAAAUAUUAAUUCUGUGAAUUUUUUAUGUGAUGUACAGCUUUAUCAUGAUUGCCAUCUGAAUUUUCCUUCCUAAAAGUGAGUCAUGCUAAUGCAAAGGAUGCUCUCCCUUUAUUUAUAGAUCACCAAAAACAAACACACAGUUGUGAAGGUACAAGGAAUGCCCAAAGUAUAUUGUACAUGAAGCCUUUACCACUAGAAACUCAAAUACAGGAUGUCUGCCAGUGUUAACUGAGUAUUUUUUUUUAGUCAAAUAAGGAUGGGGAUGGAAGCAACACCAAAUAAAGUCAGAAUGUAAACAAAACUCACCUGUUUGCUGUAAGGUUCACGCUAACAUUAGUUUCUAAUUUCUACGGGUCAUAGCGCCAAGUUGUUGCUUGUUUGCCAGUAUAUUGAUGUUGGAGGAGAGUGGAGGAAGCUUUAUUCUGUAUCUAACCCUGCGCUCUCCCUGUUCUGGAUGUGUUUGAUGAGAAAUGUGUUGAGGAAGCUUUAUUACUUACAGUUUAAAACAGUAGGGAAAAGUUUCUUUUCAGUUUAAGAGUAGUGGCAACUUUACUCUGUAUCUAACCCUAUGCCGUACCUGUCCUGGGAGUGUUUGAUGGACAGCUAGUGCUCAAAAUGAGAUGAGUUUUAUCCUUGGCACCAACCUAUCCCACCACCUCAUCAAUCUGCACGUAAAUCAAAAGCGAUAUGUAGCAUGUGUUGGACUGUGAUUGAUGUAACAGAUGAUACUUCUCCCAGACCUCAGUUGCAUACUGCCCUUGAAUUGCAAAAGCAAGAGAGCAGUAUUUUGUGUAAUAUUAUCCCAUCUAUGUUGAAAGUAUUCUCUUAAUACUUACUCUGGAACAGCCAGACAUUAAAAGGGGUUAUUCUCCAACAAAGCAGCAAGCAAUCUUGGAAUUCUGAUGGAGAUCUCUGGGUAUGAAAUCUUUUACUGUAUUCACUUCACUGGAAAGAAAAUAAAUUGCUGCUGUAAAUUUAGGUGUAAAGUUAAUUAAUUUUGAUGUCAAAUCUUUAAUGUGCUCUGGGGAUACUGUAUUAUCAAAUUUAUAUUAAAAAAUGUCUACAUCA